AUGUCGAAACCUGGUCGUACUAUUUUAGCAAGCAAAAUUGCUGAAACGUUUAAUACUGAGAUUGUCAAUAACGUGGUGGAAUACAAGAAAACACAUAAUGACGAGGGCCCACUGCUUGUAGGGUUCCUUGCCAAUAACGAUCCCGCAGCUAGAAUGUAUGCUACAUGGACGCAAAAGACCAGCGAAUCGAUGGGGUUCCGCUACGAUCUAAGGGUGAUCGAGGACAAGGAUUUCUUGGAAGAAGCUAUAAUACAAGCGAAUAGUGACGAUUCUGUCAACGGUAUCAUGGUGUAUUUCCCUGUUUUCGGUAAUGCUCAAGACCAAUAUUUGCAGCAGGUGGUCUGCAAGGAAAAGGACGUAGAGGGGCUAAAUCAUGUUUACUAUCAAAAUCUGUAUCACAACGUCAGAUAUCUGGACAAAGAAAACCGCUUAAAAUCCAUUCUGCCUUGCACCCCACUAGCCAUUGUCAAGAUAUUGGAAUUUUUAAAGAUUUACAACAAUUUGCUACCUGAGGGGAACAGGUUGUACGGGAAGAAAUGCAUAGUAAUAAAUAGAUCUGAAAUUGUCGGCAGACCAUUGGCGGCUCUUUUGGCUAACGAUGGUGCCACAGUGUACUCGGUGGACGUCAACAACAUUCAAAAAUUCACCCGUGGUGAACGUUUGAAACUAAACAAACAUCAUGUGGAGGACCUGGGAGAAUUUUCUCAAGAUCUAUUAAAGGAAUGCGCUCUUGACGCCGACGUUGUCAUCACAGGUGUCCCUAGCGAGAACUACAAAUUCCCCACCGAAUACAUCAAAGAUGGCGCCGUAUGCAUCAACUUCGCAUCCACCAAGAACUUUAGUGACGACGUCAAGGAAAAGGCUUCUCUUUACGUUCCCAUGACCGGUAAGGUCACCAUCGCUAUGUUGCUGAGAAACAUGUUGCGUUUGGUAAAAAACGUAGAGUUGUCAAACGAAAAAUAA
This is a messenger RNA of Saccharomyces eubayanus, 963 nucleotides long. It is a transcript of the gene MTD1, whose product is annotated as methylenetetrahydrofolate dehydrogenase (NAD(+)). Gene Ontology annotation, molecular function: methylenetetrahydrofolate dehydrogenase (NAD+) activity; methylenetetrahydrofolate dehydrogenase (NADP+) activity. Gene Ontology annotation, biological process: purine nucleobase biosynthetic process. The transcript has a single exon. The record is from RefSeq and is a predicted model, not a curated record. Gene Ontology annotation, cellular component: cytosol. NCBI's taxonomy places the organism in Eukaryota, Fungi, Ascomycota, Saccharomycetes, Saccharomycetales, Saccharomycetaceae. Bases 1 to 963 code for a protein of 320 amino acids.